UGCGGGAAAAAGAAAGAUCAGGAGAAUUUCACCAAAACAAAAUCACAAUUUCUCCGAAAUUAUUGAAGAGGUUUAUGAUCAAAUGCAAACAUUUUGCAUUAUCAGGUUAAUGAGAAAUCAGAAACAUGUACAUUAAGCAGGUCAUCAUACAGGGGUUCCGAAGUUACCGAGAUCAGACGGUUAUUGAACCAUUUAGCCCCAGACACAAUGUUGUAGUUGGACGGAAUGGUUCUGGAAAGAGUAACUUCUUUUAUGCCAUCCAGUUUGUCCUGUCUGAUGAGUUCAGCCAUCUCAGACCAGAGCAGAGGCAGGCCCUUCUUCAUGAGGGAACUGGACCAAGGGUCAUCUCGGCUUACGUGGAAAUCAUAUUCGAUAACUCUGACAAUAGAAUUCCUAUUGACAAGGAUGAAGUUGUCCUAAGAAGAAUCAUAGGUUCAAAAAAGGAUCAGUACUUUUUGGAUAAAAAGAUGGUCACGAAGACUGAUGUGAUGAAUCUGUUGGAAAGUGCUGGAUUCUCACGGAGUAAUCCUUACUACAUCGUGAAGCAAGGCAAGAUUAACCAGAUGGCCACUGCACCUGACUCGCAGCGUUUGAAACUGCUGCGAGAGGUUGCUGGUACUAGGGUUUAUGAUGAGAGGAAGGAAGAGAGUAAGAUCAUCCUCAAGGAAACAGAGGGUAAACGGGAGAAGAUUGAGGACUUGUUGAAGUACAUUGAGGAGCGUCUUGCUACACUGGAGGAGGAGAAGGAAGAGCUGAAGGAGUAUCAGAAGUGGGACAAGAUGAGACGCUCCCUUGAGUACACUAUUCACGACCAUGAACUCCGGGAUACCAGGAAGAAACUCGAUGAUCUACAAGAGAGACGAGAGAACAGUGGUGCACAUACUCAGAAACUGAGAGACGAACAGCAAAAGGCCACAGACAAAGUCAAGGCUCUCAAUAAAGAUCUCCGAGACAUUAAGUUAAAAAUGCAGAAUUUGACAGAUGAAAAAGAGCAACUCUCGGCUGAGAACCAGGACUUUAUGAAGAGAAAGGCAAAGCUGGAGUUGGAUAUAAAGGACAUGCAGGAUGAAGUGGAGGGAGACCGGAGUGCCAAGUCGAAAGCUGAGCAUCAGCUGACAGCGUUAGAGGAGAGGAUCGAGAACACGCAGCAGCUACUGCGAGACAUCGUACCCAAGUAUGAGGAGAUGAGACGCAAGGAGGAGUCUGUCACCUCACAGUUGGCGUUAGCUGAACAGAGGAGGAAGGAACUGUAUGCUAAACAAGGCCGAGGUAAUCAGUUCACAUCACGGGACGACCGUGAUAACUGGAUCAAGAAAGAGUUGAAGUCUUUAACUAAAGCAAUCAGAGACAAAAAAGACCAGAUCAGCCGACUAGAUGAUGACCUAAAGCGUGAUGGCACCAAGGCGGAGCAACUUGAGGCACAGAUCUCUGAUUAUAACGAUAAAGUGAACCAGCAUCGUGACAUCAUCGACACGAAUAACAAGUCUUACUACGAGAUGAAGAAACAGAAGGACUUGCUGCAGAACGAGCGGAAUCAACUGUGGCGACAGGAGAGUGCCAUGCAGCAGAGCAUGGCGACAGCGAAGGAGGAGUCGUCCAAGAAAGAACAGGCCCUCAGGUCGAUCACUGGCAAGGCUGUUCUCAAUGGUAUUGACAGUGUGAACAAGGUGUUGCACCAGUGGAGGGAGCAGGGCAAGUUUCCAGAUAUCGUUGACGGUUACUAUGGCAUCCUUAUUGAGAACUUUGAGUGCGAGAAGACGUUCUUCACAUCAGUUGAGGUCACAGCUGGGAACAGGUUGUUCUACCAUGUUGUCGACCAUGACAAAGUUGGAACCAAGAUCCUCCAAGAGGUCAAUAAACUCAAGCUGCCUGGUGAAGCAACAUUUCUUCCUCUCAACAGAUUGGAUGCCAGAGAUACAGUCUAUCCUGACACUAAUGAUGCCAUUCCCAUGAUCAGCAAGCUCGAAUAUACAGACAAGUUUGCCAAAUGUAUGAAACACGUGUUUGGCAAGACACUGAUUUGUCGUAACAUGGAGGUGGCCACACAGAUUGCUCGCACACAGAAUCUCGAUUGUAUCACAUUGGAUGGUGACCAGGUUAGCAGAAAGGGGGCGUUGACUGGUGGUUACUAUGACUCGAGAAAGUCACGUCUGGAGCUACAGAAGGGCAAGACGGAACUUAAAGAUGAAGUGAGGCGAUUGGAGAGGGACUUUGCUGAACAUAGGACCAAGUUACAAGCUAUUGAAGGUCAGAUCAACAACCUCGUCAGCGACAUGCAGAAGAUGGAGACGAAGAACAGUAAGAACAAGGAUAACUACGACAAAAUGCGAGGUGAUGUGCGCCUUAUGAAAGAGGAGUUUGAUGCCAUUGAGAAGGCCAAGCCACAGAAGGAGAGAAGUCUGAACAGUUUGAAGAGUAGUUUAGAUUCAAUGAAGACAACUGCCCAGUCGCUGACUGAUGAGCAGGGCUCGGAGCUCCUCUCACAGCUCUCCGUCGACGACCAGAGGGAGGUAGAUACUCUGAACGACCAGAUUAAACGCCUGACCAGGGAGAAUAAGGAGUCGUUAAAGGAGAGGAUUAAGUUGGAAGCAGACAAGAACAAACUGGAGAAUCUCCUCAAUAACAACCUGAUUCGCAAACGCGAACAUCUCCAACUUGACCUGCAGGAAAUCUCUGUUGAAGAUCGCCGGCAGAAACUUGAGACGUUCCGAGCAGAACUGGAAGUGAUUGAUAUGAAAAUAUCUGAGUACAAGGAUCGAUCAAGAGUGCUUGACGAUCUGAUUGAUGAACAGAGCAAACAUCAACGAGAUUGUCAGCAUUCUCUAGAGCAUUGGAAAGCAAAGGAACGCGAGCAACAGGAGCGUAUAAACGAUGACGCCAAGGACCUCGAGAAAAUGACCAAUAAACAGAGUCUCUUGCUUAAGAAGAAAGAUGAAUGUAUGCGCAAGAUUCGAGAACUUGGCUCACUGCCCAGCGACGCAUUUGAAAAAUAUCAGGAACAUAGUCUCAAACAGCUUUUCAAAAAGUUAGAACAGUGCAAUCAGGAGUUGAAGAAAUACAGUCAUGUGAACAAGAAGGCUUUGGAUCAGUUUGUAAACUUCUCUGAUCAGAAAGAGAAACUUCUGAAGAGAAAGGAAGAACUCGACUCUGCUCACACGUCUAUCCUAGAUCUGAUGAAAGCCCUGGACCAUCGCAAGUACGAGGCCAUACAGCUGACAUUCAAACAAGUCUCUAAGUACUUUACCGAGAUCUUCAAGAAGUUGGCACCCAAGGGGGAUGCUGUGUUGGUGAUGAAGAAGGGUGAGCAGGAACCAUCCGAGGGUGAGGAUAGGAGCCAGCAGUCUGGACAGAUGCCACUUGUUGAGCAGUUCACUGGAGUUGGAAUCAAGGUGUCGUUCACUGGUGUGCGUGCUGAGAUGAAGGACAUGCAGCAGUUAUCUGGAGGACAGAAGUCCAUGGUUGCCUUGACUCUCAUCUUUGCCAUCCAGAAGUGUGACCCAGCACCUUUCUAUCUUUUUGAUGAGAUUGACCAGGCUCUUGAUGCCCAACACAGGAAAGCUGUUGCAGACAUGAUCCAUGAGCUCAGUCAAGAUGCACAGUUCAUCACCACCACAUUCCGACCGGAACUACUCGAGCACGCUGAUAAAUUCUAUGGCGUCAAGUUCAGAAAUAAAGUGAGUCACAUCGAGUGUGUCAGUCACACGGAGGCUGCCGACUUUGUAGAAGACGAUUCGACACAUGGCUGAGCUGCGCCCUCUAUACCCUCCUGCUGGAGCCAUAUCAGAUCUUGCAUUUAGGGCUCAAACCCUUUGAAUAUUGAGGUGCAUAUGACAUUCAUUCUGUUUGUGUUUGUUUUGACCGUUUCUGGAGGGAAUUCUGUGUUGAUAAAAGCCUGUUUAAUACCUUACCUUUGAGGCUGCAUGAUUGUAGCUUGGCACUGGCAGGAGUAAGAGAAUGUACUCGAGGACCUCAAUACUGAAUUCAUUAAUGGAGCCAAGGCGCGUGUGACCUUUUUUUACAAAUACAGAGAUUUAAUGAAUCAGAAUCAGAAGCUGUUGUCCCUGCUGCUUGCAGAGUGCCAGUUUGCCAUUGUUGUUGCUAUUGGUUCAACAAACGUAUCCAGAUAUGAUAGCUGUGCUAUAUUGUGGAUUAUGGCCCCUUUAUUUGUACAAAAUAUUUAGCAAAUAACAAAUUCAAAAGCAUGUACGUCAUGUUGUGUUGUUUCAAUAGUGUGGGCAAAGAAGAGAAACAGCCAUAUGGUUUUAUGUAUAGGUCACCCCUCGGCUGAACAGUGCACUUUAUGCUGUUCAUGGAGGAGAGGACCAGAUUGAGACAUGUCCCUGUCAUGUCCUACAGAAAGUGGCGGUUCUGUAGGCAAGAGCUGUAGUUGGCAGGAACUGGGAGGCAACAACUGAGGUCCUUGUUGGGAAUCUUUCUGCACUGGCUACCUCUGUCUGGCAGUUAGGUUGUGCACUGCCAUCUGCUUUGAAUAUGAGCCAAGGCAGGAUCUUGUUGAGGCAACAGAUUGAUUCCAAAGGCUGUCCUAACAUUGACUAUGGUGUGCGAUUAGGCACAGUUCUAAUAUACUGAGAUGAUCCUUAAUCUUCUCUUUGAUUUUCUGUGUGUUAACUAUUUGGUAUUUGAAUCUAUUCCUUUCCCCAGAAACGUUGGCUAAAACUUUUUUUCGAGCUCAUACUCCUCGGUUAGCGUAGAGGAAUUUAAACACACAUGUUGACUGACGGUCAGUCGGUCGUUUAUUUAUACUUUUAAUGUUAGAAAGUUUAUAGUUUUGAUACAAAUGAUUGUUAAAUUAGAAAGUACAGUGUAAGCUACUCAUCAUGUUUUCACUGAAAAGCUUGGACUGUCGACCAAGUUUGGGAACAGGUGUAACACCUAUGUUGUGUCCUGAAAUGAGCCCACUUGCUGAUAAGCGCUUGGGUUUUAACUCUGAUAUCAUAACGUUUUAGGAGAUAAGACAUUUUGCUAUCGACCCUCUGCACUCAACAACUUGAUUGCAAGAUGGUGAGGAGCUCCAAGCAAUAUGUCUUUCAUAGCCAAUCAGAUUCUGAGAAACAUUCGUCAAGUAAAUGUCUGAAACUGCAAUUGAAUCAUUUCAAUGUUGUCAUUUUAUUAAAAUUGAAUCCAUGUCAUGUACAUUUCAUAUUGAACAAUGACCAUUCAUCUAAUAAAACAUUUCAUUUCUCA
This is a messenger RNA of Lineus longissimus, 5205 nucleotides long. Its product is annotated as structural maintenance of chromosomes protein 3-like. The transcript has 23 exons. The record is from RefSeq and is a predicted model, not a curated record. The coding region runs from base 126 to 3746 and encodes 1206 amino acids. Gene Ontology annotation, cellular component: chromosome; mitotic cohesin complex. Lineage: Eukaryota; Metazoa; Nemertea; Pilidiophora; Heteronemertea; Lineidae. Gene Ontology annotation, molecular function: protein binding; ATP hydrolysis activity; double-stranded DNA binding. Gene Ontology annotation, biological process: mitotic sister chromatid cohesion.